AUGGUACGCACUUGGGUUUGUAUCAUUCUGGUCAUUUCCAUUUUUUCCUACCUCGAAUCAUCGUCCGAUGCAGAAAAACUCCACUUUAAAUUUGAAGAGAUUGCAUCAGUAGAUCAUCAGUAUCAUAUAUCAACAUAUAUUUCAAAAGUAUUUUGUAAUAUUCGAACGAUUUUUAUGAAUAUUUCGAUUGAGAAACAUGUUCCAUUUGCAUUUUUCGAUCGAAUUAUUCGUGCAUUGAAUCGCUGUACAUCGUCGGGCAUCUUUUUACAUGGAUAUGAUAGUUCCAAACAACAAGAACUGGACGUCAAUCCAUAUGAACGAGAAAACAUUGGAAUCGAGCUGUACUCCCUGAAUAUUUUGCGAAAUUCACAAGACUUGAAUUUGUCGUAUGUUAAAAAGAAGAUGAAAAACAAAGAAUAUACGUACUAUGCGAUCGUUUUCACUGAAAAGCUAACAUCCGAAUCGGUAGACAUCGAGUUGAAGGCGAUUUUCAAUCAAUUUUGGCAACGUCAAGUAUUGAAUGUAAUCAUUGUAUUUUGGACCGACAAACUGAAUUGUUUUACCUAUUCGCCGUUCGAUAAGAAACUUAUUUCAUUAAAUGUGAGUGAAAUUCGUGUGGAACGGUUAUUCUAUGACAAAACAAAAAAUCUAAAUGGUCAUAAAUUACGGAUGGGUAUGUUUUUUGAGCCACAACGGGCGGAAUUCCAUGAAAUCAAUGGAAAGACAAUUAUGGACGGUGUUGAUGCUAAAUUUGGUGAAAUGGUUGCGAAAAAAAUGAACGCAACAUUUAAAUUGAUUGAACCCCAAGAUGGUUGUUCAAUUGGUGAAAUGUAUCCGAAUAAAACGACGACGGGCGUUUUUGCUCUAUUACAAAAUGAAACGGUCGACAUGAGUUUUAAUGCACGAUUUUUUCGUAUGCAACAAUUUUUCGGCAUAAUUGAACCCACUUUAUCGAUUGGACGCGAUGAUUUGUGCUUUUUAGUGCCACGAUCUGGCUUCACAUUGGAUCUCAAUAAUAUAUUCGAUGCAUUUGAAAUACCCGUUUGGAUACUAAUCAUCGUUGCAUUACCUGUUUAUGCGAUUUUCUUUUAUAUUUACAACACCAUACAACCGUGCAAAUCAUAUUCAUUCGACCAUGUAGUUUUGCGUCUGUUCGGAUGGAAUUUGAAUCAACCAUAUAUGCGUUCACCACAUACACUAUUGGCUAAAAUCAUAUUGGGUCUAUGGAUCAUAUAUUCUGCGGUUAUAACACAAUGGUAUAAUAGCAAUCUCACGUCAUAUCUGAUGGUGAAAUCUCGAUUGCCGGAUAUCACAACAUUACACCAAUUGGAGCAAUCAAAUUAUCACAUACUCACCCUACAAAAAUACGCCGACCUAAUGAACGAUUCUCUAAUGAAAUCGAAAAAAUACGAACAUCUCAUGGGACGCAUUCAUGCCGUUUCCCAUACAAGUGAAAUUGUUUACAAUGUCGGCCAGAAAAAUGUGUCAUACGCAUACGCCCAUAAGGACCAUAUAUUUCGAAAUAUUUUGAAUAAACACAAUUUAUUCGAUACCUUUUUACAAAUGCCGGAGUGUCCUGUGCCGUUUUUGAAUGUAUAUGCUUUAGCAUACGGAUCGCCGUAUAAGGGUCGAGUUAAUUGGAUACUAGGGCAAUAUCAAGAUUGUGGCCUCUUGGAUCGUUUGAACGACAUGAAAUUGCAUAUGGAGAAAUUGAUUCAAAAUCGCCAUCGAAAAUCGACCAACGAGCAUGAUGUUCCCAUUUCAAUUUCUCACCUUCAAUUGGCAUUUUACAUUCUUGUUUUCGGCUGUAUUGUAAGUUUUUUCGUAUUUCUCUUUGAAAUCUAUGUAGCAAAACGCCGAUCAUAA
Contarinia nasturtii (swede midge) is the source of this 1866-nucleotide messenger RNA. RefSeq lists its product as uncharacterized. The record is from RefSeq and is a predicted model, not a curated record. Gene Ontology annotation, molecular function: ligand-gated monoatomic ion channel activity. Gene Ontology annotation, cellular component: membrane. The coding region runs from base 1 to 1866 and encodes 621 amino acids. The transcript is spliced from 2 exons. Lineage: Eukaryota; Metazoa; Arthropoda; Insecta; Diptera; Cecidomyiidae.